Molecule: messenger RNA, 1719 nt
Organism: Pteropus alecto (black flying fox)
Lineage: Eukaryota; Metazoa; Chordata; Mammalia; Chiroptera; Pteropodidae
Gene: HSH2D
Product: hematopoietic SH2 domain containing
Exons: 6
Coding region: 527-1603 (358 amino acids)
Cellular component (GO): cytoplasm
Source: RefSeq, a predicted model, not a curated record
CCAGGCUCAGCUCUGCUUCAGGCUGCCUGUGCUGUUCCCUCCACCUAGAGCAGGGUGCCCCCCGGCCCUGAUCGAGUUGACUCCUCCUACCCGUCUCCAGAUGCCCCUUUUUACAGAUCAGUUAGGCCCCCUCUGGGGAUUUAUGCAACUCCAGGCCCCUCUUCCUGACCGAAUUUCUCACUCUUCAUUACUCACUAGAUUAUAGAUGCCGGUAGAGUGGGGUCUCUUCUCUAUUCCCUGAGGAUAUGGCACACAAUAGGUGCUCAAUAAAGGCUUUCGAGGUCUGGGUGGAGCAAGGGUGCCCUCCACCUGCAGCUCAGUGGCUUUGUUGGUGCUCAGACAGAAGGCGAGAGGGGUCGGCCAGGUCCCGCCCUGGGGCUCACCUGCUUAAGGAAACAGGAACUGCCUCAGGGCGGUGGCCCCGCCCCACUGACGUGCAGACCCUGAAUUGAAACCUAGGCUCCUACAGGCACGGGGACAGCCAGAGCGAGGGCCUUCCAGGUGACACCUUCCGCCUCAGGAAGCCAUGACAGAGGCCAGAAAGCUGCCCCCGCCACUCCCCCCACGACUGGACUGGUUCGUGCAGACACAGAUGGACCAACUGGCCGAAGGAGGGGUCCCUUCGUGGUUCCAUGGUGCCAUCUCAAGACAGGACGCAGAGAACUUGUUGGAGUCACAGCCACUGGGAUCCUUUCUCAUCAGGGUCAGUCACAGCCAUGUGGGCUACACACUCUCCUACAAAGCCCAAAGCUGCUGCCGCCACUUCAUGGUGAAGCUCUUGGAUGAUGGGAGCUUCAUGAUCUCCGGGGAGAAGAGGGCCCAUGCCUCUCUGGACGCCCUGGUCACCUUCCACCAGCAGCAGCCAAUGCGGCCGCAUGAGGAGUUGCUGAAGCAGCCCUGUGGGCAGAAGGAUCCAGAGAACGUGGAUUACGAGGAUCUCUUCUUUUACUCCUAUGCACUGUCUGAGGAAGCUGCCAGCGCAGCCCAUGGCCCCAGUGAACAUGGGAAUCCUUCCUCCCAUCCCAUAGCUCCAUCGAAGAAGGCCUCCACAAAGCCAAUCCUGCUUCAUUGCCCAAAGGAAGGGAGGCCGUCGGCAGAGAUGGACAGAGAGCCCUUGGAGGAGGCCACUUCCUCCUGCCCUCCAAAAGCCCCCCUUGAGGAGGCCUGCCAGAAAUUCUGGAAGAACCUCAAGACGCUUCCCCAGACAGGCAAGAGGAUCCAGCAGCAGUUGAAAUCCCACCUGGUAGCCGGGAGCUUGCCGUCACUCCGGGACUCUAGGCAAUCAGAGGUGACUCAUGGCUCAGGGGCCAGGGCUGGAGACAGGGCCUGGGACCAUAACUUCUGCGCAGACUCCAUGGUGGCCACAUCACUCAGAAGCCCGUCACAGCCCCAGGCUCAGAGAGACGGAGACAACUCCUCCAGGAAAGCCUUGCGAUCAGCCAGCUGGAGUGUGGUGACCCCGAAGGCCAGGGGCCAGCACCAAGGGUUAGUAAGAGCUCUGUCCUCACAGGCAUCUAAACCAGAGCCAAGGGGCUUAGAACCCCAAGAAGACUGGCUCCCAGAGGAGUACAAUACACCACCACCCUUUGCCCCUGGGUACUGAUAGAAGUUUGCCCUGGCUCUGAGACCCUUGUGGCCAGGAGCUGCUCGCACCUGGACUCCUUGCUCACUGCCCACCAGCCCUCGGGAGCCUGAGAAAUGUAAUAAACACGUUGCUUG